AAAAUCUUUGCCGUUGGUACUAGUCAAUAUUCACCAGCUCAAGACAAAUAAUCAGAUGAAAUGUUUCCAAAUAAAGCCGUUGUGACAUGUGUAUUAUUGUGGACAUUACAUGGUGAAGGGUUUCAGCUUCUGAAUGUCACCCAUGGAGAGAGCGUUCAUCUAAAUUGUACUGACCUGCACUGGAGUGAUAUCAAUUUUGAAACUUGGAGUAUCACUAAGAAAACAGGCCAUCAGUGUAUAGUUGCAAUACUGUGGAACCAGAAUAAAACAAAUACUUGCAAAAGACACAUAAGCAUUGAAACCUCUAUGGAUGGGAAGCCUUUUUUAAACAUAUCGUUUUUCACGAGAAUAGACGAAGGAAACUAUAAAUGUGAGACCAUAUACCAUGGUGGGUUCCAAACUAAUCAUUUUCGCUUAACUGCAACAGAAACAAGGCAUGUGCAAGCACACGUCGGAAAAGACUUGACUUUAAGCUGCUCAGACCGAAACUGGACAGAAAUAAGUUCUGAAACCUGGAAAACGAGCAGUUGGAAUGGCUCAGAAUGUGUGCUCAUUUUUCAAAAAGAGUCUCCUGACUUGAAAAACUCGUGUGCAGAUGAAAGAAUACAGCUUCAGACGACAAGGGAGAAUAAAAUACUUCUUCAUAUAUCACAAUUUACUUCACUGGAUGAGGGAGUUUAUAUUUGUGAGUCUGCAUACAAUGGAUGGAUGGACAAAAUUCAAUUUGCAGUGUCUGUAGUAGAAUCAGACCCCCAAGAUGAGAUACCAGUGAAAUGGAUUGUUCUCUGCAUUUUUAUUGCAUGUUUUCUGAUAACAUUUGUUUUUCUUAUUUUGUUCUUAACAAGGAGAUCAUAUUGCUGACUGUAGGAUGGAUUACAAUAGAUUCUGGGCUCCAAGGAUGCCUUACUUGUAUUUUUUUUUACUUUUUCACUAAUGUAAAAUGAACACUAAAACUUAAUAACUUUAAAAAUUCUGUGUAAAAGGGCAAAACAAGCUGCAAUGUUUAAGUAUAUGUUCUAUUAAAACUCAUUAAACUAUAAAAACAUAGUUUUGGAGCUUAUUAACUUUUUUCUUCUGUUUCCUUAAUCUUAUUAAUUUAAUUUUAGAGGAGUGGCAGAUCGCUCAAAACCUUUCUAGUCAAGAUCACAAAUAAAGCAAGAAUGAACCUUCGACAAAGCACCAGACCCUAAUAGUGCCCACACCCACUCAUGCUGGCUCAAGUUACAGUAAUUAAUCAAUCUAAACUCUGUGUUUUGGGACACGUCUUUAGUAAUUGUAGUGCUGUCUUUGGGUGCUCAGGAAUUCACCAGAUUCUCACUUAAGCAAGACCCUACACAUUUUUUGUCUUCUUAGAGUUCUUAGAAUUCCCCCUUAAUAAAAUUUUUAACAUCCAGUUUAUAGGACCUGCGACAGUGACCGAAUACCUACUUCAAAAGUGAAAUUUCAAAGUCUAUACUCUUGUGCACUAUACAGUCAUGCACAAAGUUGCA
Erpetoichthys calabaricus (reedfish) is the source of this 1490-nucleotide messenger RNA. Its product is annotated as cell surface glycoprotein CD200 receptor 1-B-like. Gene Ontology annotation, biological process: regulation of neuroinflammatory response. The coding region runs from base 61 to 861 and encodes 266 amino acids. The transcript is spliced from 5 exons. Gene Ontology annotation, molecular function: signaling receptor activity. NCBI's taxonomy places the organism in Eukaryota, Metazoa, Chordata, Cladistia, Polypteriformes, Polypteridae. The record is from RefSeq and is a predicted model, not a curated record.